AUGUCCUCCAGCCUGCGGGCUUGUGUUCGCCUCGCUGUGGGUGGAGGUGGUGGACGUUGCAGGUUCGCUCUCCGCAGAAGUUCUACGGGACACGCUGAAGCAGAGGGGUCCGCAGCCGCAGGGAAGAACCAGGAUGCACCGGUUCGAGUGCGGUUCGCGCCAAGUCCCACAGGCUUCUUACACCUGGGAGGCCUUCGCACAGCUCUUUACAACUAUCUAUUUGCUAAAAAGCACAACGGCACUUUCAUUCUGCGCCUUGAGGACACGGACCAGAGCCGGUUGGUCCCAGGGGCCGCACGCCACAUAGAGGACAUGCUGGAGUGGGCAGGUAUCCCUCCAGAUGAGAGCCCUCAGCGUGGAGGAGCAAUGGGGCCCUACGUCCAGUCCCAAAGGCUGGAGCUGUACUCGUCCACUGCCCAGCGCCUGGUCCAGUCAGGACACGCCUACUACUGCUUCUGCAGCGCUCAGAGACUGCAGCUGCUGAAGAAGGAGGCACUGCGCAGCGGACACACCCCCAGGUAUGAUAACCGCUGCCGUCACCUGGAGCCGGCGCAGGUGGAGCAGAGGCUGGCCCAGGGGCUCAGUCAUGUGAUCCGCUUCCGGCUGCAUGAGGGCGCCGAGCCUUUCCACGACCUGGUGUUUGGAUGGACACGUCAUGACGUCGCACAGGUGGAGGGCGACCCUGUGAUCCUCAAGGCAGACGGUUUCCCCACAUACCACCUGGCCAACAUCGUGGACGACCACCACAUGGGGGUGAGCCACGUUCUGCGAGGCUCUGAGUGGCUCAUCUCCACCUCCAAACACCUGCUGCUGUACCGCGCUCUGGCCUGGACCCCCCCAGCCUUCGGACACCUGCCGCUGCUCCUGAACCGGGACGGCUCCAAGCUGUCCAAGCGCCAGGGCCACAUCUUCAUCGAGAGCUUCAGGAGCCAGGGAGUGCUGCCUGAGGCUCUGCUGGACAUCACCACCAACUGUGGCUCGGGGUUUGACUCUAACCGAAUGGGCCGGACUCUGGAGGAGCUGAUCGCAGAGUUCAACCCGUCAAAAAUAUCCACUCACUCUGCCCUCAUGGACCUGGACAAAAUGCCUGAGUUUAACAGGAUCCACCUGCAGCGGCGUGUGCAGGACCCUCAGCUCUGCACCUCCCUCGUGACCCAUCUGCAGAGCCAGCUGCUGCUCCAGCACCCCGAGCUGAGGGACCAGGACGUCCUACAGUUGCCUUACAUCAUACGUGUGCUGCAUCACAGGAAGGCCCACAUCUGGUCUGUCAAGGAGCUGCUCAGCCCUCAGUACUCAUAUCUGUGGAUCCGCCCUUCUAUUAGUGCCCAGCAAGUGGCAGCAAUCACCAGUGAAGGCCCCCUCAUCGCCUCUCUAGUCAUCAGGCUGCUGGAGCAGAGCGAGGAGCUGACGGUGCAGCGGCUGAGCACAGAGCUGAAGGCUGUGGCUGAACACACCUCCACCAAGUACAAGGACGUGAUGAAGCUGCUGCGACAGGCCCUGAGCGGUCUGCAGCAGGGCCCCAGCGUGGCAGAGAUGAUGGUGUGUUUAGGGGCCUCAGAGACAUCUCAGCGGCUCCUCAGACUGCUGCCCACUGACCAGAGCCCUCCCACUGCUCACUGCACCAGCUGA
This is a messenger RNA of Knipowitschia caucasica, 1629 nucleotides long. NCBI's taxonomy places the organism in Eukaryota, Metazoa, Chordata, Actinopteri, Gobiiformes, Gobiidae. The record is from the annotation of a GenBank genome assembly.